AACAAAUCGGUUUCAGCCCGACCGGCCGCGGCUGUUGUUUAGUUUGUGUUGUUCUUUUUUUUGCCAGUGAAAACGAAACUGAAAUCGAAUCCGAAUCCCAAUGCUCAAGUGUUAUUUGUCGGAUGUUGCCUUGGCGACCGAUGUGGAAAUAUAAUGCCUUUAAAAGUGUUUCCUAUACGAAUUCUUGAAACCUUAUCGCUUCCUCUGCGAGCUAAGCCCAGUUUCUGUCCUGGUCCCAAUCCCUCCUGGGACAUUGCAUGUUGAUUAGCUUUUUCCGAAUGCGGAUGAUGUGGGGGAGCGGAGAGACGAAUACCACAUUUAUCCCUCAUCUUUAGCCUCGCUUUGGGCAAGCGGCAAGCCAACAAGCCUUUAAUGGAUCACAUAUCCUAGUGAAAAUAUCCACACGCAAUACGAUUAUUUUCGAAAGCAUUGAAUGCAAUAUGCAAUCGAAAAACUGAAUGACAGCAGCAAUAAAUUAAUCAAUUGAUUUCAAUCAAAACCAAUCUCACAAAAGGAGAGUGAGAGAAACUGAAACCGAUAUCGAAAUGCGCCCGGUCUAUGACUUGUGGCUGAUGAACGCCUUUGAUUCCAGCAUGGUGCUACAGAAUCACAACACAGUCGUGGCCCGUUCUACACUUACGCCGAAUGGCAGCAGCCAUAACUUUGGCUCCUACUCAGGAAUGGGCCGGGCCCCGCUGAGCGCGGGACAUGGCACACAGCGUCCGAUAGUUGAUCUAUUGGUGGCCAUGGUGGCAGUGCCCGUCCUGAUUCUCUGCGCGCUGCAGCUGGAGAAGAAUCUGCGCGACAACAGCGUGGAGUCGCGCUGGCUGGUCUUUGCGCUGGGCAUUGGAAUGCUGGUGAUCAGCGUGAUCAUCUGCGGCUAUGUCACGCACCGCAUGGGCGUCUGCAUCUGGGCAGGGCCCUUAGACGAGGCCGGCAAUCGAGCCCCCAACGGAGCAAUGUCGCACAUCAAUUCACAAAACGAUGUGCUUCGCAUUGUAGACACUCUGCCCCCCAGCUAUGAGAGCGUGUUGAAAUUCGAGCUGCCACCACCGUCCUACGACUGCCUGGUGAUCGAUCUUGAUGUGGAACAGAGCAAGGAUAUGGAAACGCCACAGACAUCGUCCAAGUCGAGUGCCAGCCGCUCGACAUCCUCGACGGAAGCCAUUCUACACAUCUAGGCCGGAGGAAGCAGAGGAAGGAGCCAACCUUUGCGGAGGAGGAGAGAGAAUUACGAGAUUUUCCCCAACAGGCAGCGCAACGGAUAACUAUAUUUGACCGAUUUUUACCCACGGACCCACGAAACACACCACACCCAAACGUGCGAUACAUAAAGUGCGACUUUACUAUAUGUAAAUGCAUACAUACAUAUGUACAUGUUAUGUACAUAUGUUAUGAAGAUGCAUCUGUAUAUCUCUAUCGGCUGGCUUACUUAUGGCCUUACUUAUAGCAUUGAGGCCUUGUAUUUACUUCGGAUCUAAGUACCUAGUAUUUUUUUUUAUAGAGCAUUCGAUGCAUUAAGCAAUUUUUCAUCUUUUGAUCGUCUUGUACAUAAAUACAUACAUACAUAUAUUCCUCAAGCCCCACAACCGCAGCAUCUAGUCCAAAGUUGUGCAUACAUACAUAUGUAUGUACAUAUGUACAUUUAUACCUGAUGUACAUACAAUAUGUAUACGUGUAUGCCAUUACCUACUGAAUGCCAAGGAAGGGCUGGAAUCAAAUAACCCAAAUUAGUUGCCUAGUACUUAUUUAUAGUCCAUAGCUAAAUACUGUAUAUAUUAUUGCGUAAGCUAAGAUUAUAACAUCGCUACAGCAGUAGCGAUUAUAAAGAAAACAAUAAGCCUCCUAA
Molecule: messenger RNA, 1849 nt
Organism: Drosophila subobscura
Lineage: Eukaryota; Metazoa; Arthropoda; Insecta; Diptera; Drosophilidae
Exons: 3
Coding region: 546-1181 (211 amino acids)
Source: RefSeq, a predicted model, not a curated record